Bufo gargarizans (Asiatic toad) is the source of this 3137-nucleotide messenger RNA. Its product is annotated as zinc finger protein 605-like. The coding region runs from base 281 to 2461 and encodes 726 amino acids. Gene Ontology annotation, molecular function: RNA polymerase II cis-regulatory region sequence-specific DNA binding; DNA-binding transcription factor activity. The record is from RefSeq and is a predicted model, not a curated record. NCBI's taxonomy places the organism in Eukaryota, Metazoa, Chordata, Amphibia, Anura, Bufonidae. The transcript is spliced from 7 exons. Gene Ontology annotation, biological process: regulation of transcription by RNA polymerase II.
GAUGCUCCACUUGUUUGUUGCUGUUUUUAUUUUUAAUCCUGUUCUUUUGUUUUUUGUAGUAGGAUGAUCUAUUAUGUCCAUUGAGUUGUUGUGCAGAACCCAUGAGCUGAUCGUCUGCAGACUCUUGGGAAUCACUUAAGGCAGAGGAACUAUCCACAUCAGAAAAACUCACUUUACGUGCUGCAUCAGUCCCCCGUUGUUUUUUAUGGUUCCUACAACAUAGAAUUGGCUCAGUGGAUAUCUCCUGUAUAAGAUCAUUCUCCUGAUUGACCCAUCAAGGAUGGAUAGGGAUGGAGACAAGAUGGCAGAAAGUAUAAUAAAUCUCACCCUCGAGAUCCUUUUCCAGGUUACUGGAGAGGAAUACACAGUAGUGAAGAAGACCUCUAGUGAGCAUUGUCAAGCCCCUGUGUUUGAAGGAUGGGGAAAAACCUGGGGCACAAUCUCUGGGCGAACACCUCAACUCCUGAUACAUGGGAAACUCAACAAAGACAAGAUCCUAGAGUUCACCAACAAGAUAUUUGCGCUACUGACUGGAGAGGUUCCUAUAAGGUGUCAGGAUGUCGCUGUCUAUUUCUCCAUGGAGGAGUGGGAGUAUUUAGAAGGACACAAAGAUCUGUACAAGGUAGUCAUGAUGGAGGAUCACCAAUCCCUCAGAUCAUCAGUUAGAUCCAGUAAGAAAAUAAAACCAGAAAGAUGUCCUAGCCCUCUUCUUCUACAGCAUGGUUCAGAAGAACAUCACAAUGGUCAGCUUUUAAAUCGAGGUAAAGCUCUGAACAAUAUUAAGGCUGAAGAUACAUAUGUGAGGGGUGAUGAGCAAAGCAUAGAGGACAUUCCCCCAGAUAACCACCCAGAUGACUGUACCAGGAGCUCAGAGGAACAUCUUAUAUCUUCAGAUUUUAAAACAGAUGAUUGUUUUGUCACAGAAGAUAAACCGGAAGAGCAUGUCAUUAUAUCAUCUGAUCCUUUAGAUGAAUUCCGAUUUUCUGAUUCAUUACAGACUGUUAAGCAAAAUAAAAGUCAUAGAAGAAGUGUUCAAAGAAUUCAUACAGGGGAGAAGGCUUUUUCAUGCUCAGAAUGUGGGAAAUGUUUUAACGAUAAAUCAAUUCUUGUUAUGCAUCAGAAAAUUCACACAGGAGAGAAGCCAUUUUCAUGUUCAGAAUGUGGGAAAAGUUUUAGCCGUAACUCACAUCUUGUUAUGCAUGAGAGAACUCACACAGGGGAGAAGCCAUUUUCAUGCUCAGAAUGUGAAAAACGUUUUGGCUGUAAAUCACUUCUUGUAAAACAUCAGAGAAUUCACACAGGAGAGAAACCAUUUUCAUGUUCAGAGUGUGGGAAAAGUUUUAGCCGUAAAGCACAUGUUGUUAGGCAUGAGAGAACUCACACAGGGGAGAAGCCAUUUUCAUGUUUAGGAUGUGGUAAAUGUUUUGGAUGUAAAUCACAUCUUGUUAUGCAUGAGAGAACUCACACAGGGGAAAAGCCAUUUUCAUGCUCAGAAUGUGGUAAAUGUUUUAAAACUAAAUCAUAUCUUGUUAAGCAUGAGAAAUGUCACAAAGGGGAGAAGCCAUUUUCAUGCUCAGAAUGUGAAAAACGUUUUAGCUGUAAAUCAGCUCUUGUAAAUCAUCAGAGAAUUCACACAGGGGAGAGGCCAUUUUCUUGUUCAGAAUGUGGGAAAAGUUUUAAUCGUAAAUCACAUCUUGUUAUUCAUGAGAAAACUCACACAGAGGAGAAGCCAUUUUCAUGCUCAGAAUGUGGUAAAUGUGUUAAAACUAAAUCACAUCUUAUUAGGCAUGAGAAAUUUCACACAGAGGAGAAGCCAUUUUCAUGUUCAGAAUGUGAAAAACGUUUUAGCUGUAAAUCAGUUCUUGUAAAUCAUAAGAGAAUUCACACAGGAGAGAAGCCAUUUUCAUGCUCAGAAUGUGGGAAAUGUUUUAAACGUAAAUCACAUCUUGUUAUACAUGAGAAAUUUCACACAGGGGAGAAGCCAUUUUCAUGCUCAGAAUGUGAAAAACAUUUUAGCUGUAAAUCAGUUCUUGUAAAUCAUCAGAGAAUUCACUCAGGGGAGAGGCCAUUUUCUUGUUCAGAAUGUGGGAAAAGAUUUAACCGUAAAUCACAUCUUGUUAUGCAUGAGAGAACUCACACAGGGGAGAAGCCAUUUUCAUGCUCAGAAUGUGGUAAAUGUGUUAAAACUAAAUCACAUCUUGUUGUGCAUGAGAAAUUUCACAAAGGGGAGAAGCCAUUUUCAUGCUCAGAAUGUGGAGAACGUUUUAGAUGUAAAUCACAUCUUGUUAGGCAUCAGAAAUUUCACAAAGGGGAGAAGCCAUUUUCAUGUUCAGAAUGUGGGAAAUGUUUUAAACGUAAAUCACAUCUUGUUAGGCAUGAGACAAUUCACUCAGGAAAACUCAGUUGUCAUGUUAAGGAAAUCAGUUCUAAUUGCACUGAGAAUGCCCCCUUUACUUCUUGACUGAGGGCCAGUCUAGAUGAGUAUGUGGGAAUCUGGCCCUGUCCAUCAAAGAGAAGAGGGAGGGUCUGGCAAAGGAAACAAGAGAAGCAAGAGUGUUUACACCACUCCCUCAGUGCAAAGGUAUCAUUACAUUCAGCUGAGCUAGCUCUACAAGGCAGUAUGUCUUGUUUAACAGUGACUUUCCUGAUGACAGGCUCCCUUUAAAAAAAAUUGUGCUUGUGGCAGUAGCUUCGGGAGGUAAGAGAUCUUUAUCUCCAGAGUGCCAACUGAAGAAGAGUUUAUUGUACAUGUGAACGAGGUAAUCCGGUUAGAGAAGGAAGUAUAUCAUAAAAAAGGAGCAGAUAACAAGUUUAACUGUAUUUGGGGCCCCUGGCUAAUGACACCAGGGUUACCAUCACAGUGACUGUUGCAUGUCCGGAUGGGAGGGGGCAAUAUUUAGGAAGGUCAGGCCAAAAUAGUGCUGUUCUAGGGGUCUGCGGGCUACAUGUUUGCCCAUGGUAUUUACCUGUCUACUAAGACAGGCGAGAUCUGUGGUCUAGGUGCGAUGCUGUUCAGGGGAGGGUACGUAUGGUUAGGGUCCAUUCACACGUCCGUGUGUGUUUUGCAGAUCCGUGGAUCCGCAAAACACGGACACCGGCAAUGUGCGUUCCGCAUUUUGCGGGCUGCACAUCGCUGG